Aspergillus aculeatus ATCC 16872 is the source of this 3816-nucleotide messenger RNA. RefSeq names its product putative nuclear migration protein. Gene Ontology annotation, biological process: establishment of mitochondrion localization; microtubule cytoskeleton organization; maintenance of protein location in cell cortex. Gene Ontology annotation, molecular function: tubulin binding; phospholipid binding. The coding region runs from base 1 to 3816 and encodes 1271 amino acids. NCBI's taxonomy places the organism in Eukaryota, Fungi, Ascomycota, Eurotiomycetes, Eurotiales, Aspergillaceae. The transcript is spliced from 2 exons. Gene Ontology annotation, cellular component: mitochondrion; cell cortex. The record is from RefSeq and is a predicted model, not a curated record.
AUGGCCGCCAAUAGCAGAUAUACCAGCUCUCCAGUGGCAAAGCGCUUUCCAACUCUUUCGUCUACAACCCCAAGAGCCCCGUCCAUUCGAUUACAAGUGGACUCUAGUGACCUCUCCUCAUUCAGUAAACUGCCAAUUCACAGCUUCUCGCCCCCGGGCCUCAGCGACUAUGAUGAUAUCGUGGAGGAAGACAGUCUUUCACCGCUAGAUCCGCGGCGGUUCACCCCAACUCUGCAUGCCUCUUUGGUGUCAGAAAUCCUUUCGCUCCGGCGAGAUGUGGAGAGUAAACUAAAGGCGAUUGAAAGUCUGGAGCAUACUUUGGACGAAUCACGUACAGAGAAUGGCAACCUUACUGAACGACUAACGAAGAGCAUGAAAGAGUCUCGCUCGCUCAAGCAACAGCUGCAGCUUCUAGAAGGUGGCUCGUCCUCCGCUAUCAGUGAACUCGUCAAGGAGCGGGACCAAGCAUUAGCAAACAUUGCAGAUCUUCGCAAGAAACAGGAGCAAGCACAAAAAAAGGCCCGCAGUCUCGAAGAGGAGACAGAAAGGACAGUGCAGCUGUGGGAUCGAGAGAAGGACAAUUGGGACCGGGAACGCAGAAACCUGGAACGGAAAAUUCAUGUGGUUGAAGGUCGGCUGAAGGUCGUCUUGAAUGAGGUGGCUGCAGCACAGGAAGCACGCUCUUUUCAUCCCACGCGGGAGAGCGAACGCGUGACAGGCGCCAACGAGAGGCUUACAAGCAAGGACAGUGAUUCCACGAGCAUCGUGUCAAGCAGCGAAGGACGCCGCCGGACCAGCAUCACGAGUGUCAGUACUGGCAAUUGCGACGAAUUUGACUACCACAAUGUACGCUACUCUAUGGCAAGCGUUUCCAACCUUCCUGUGGUCAAAGGUGAAGGAUUGAAUUUAGCUCAAGAGCUUGCUUUUGAUGAAGAUGAUGAGUUUCGGUCUUUCGACCACGGCUUCAGAUCUGUAUCUCCUGAGGCUCUACCAGAGGAGCGGCCUGUCUCGGUACAUUCACAGCUGUCCAGCACAAUAAGCAUGGGGGCCAAGGCUAGGAAAAUCCUGGGGCUUUCGCUUGGUAGCAUGGAGGGUUAUGGUGCCAAGAAUGAACCGGCGUCGGAGCCUGGUAGCCCUCUGAGAUUCUCUUCAAACACAUUCGUGUAUCGAGAUACCGGGGUGCAGUAUUCCCUUCCUCCGUCACCCACAUCGGACUGCCUACCUGAGAUUGGCGCCUCAGCUCGGGCUCCGGACGAAAGUGAGAGUGAAGAAAGCCGGUGUUCGUGCCAAGUGAGAGAUAUCAGUACAUCAACACUCACCAUCGACAUGGUAUCCGCUUCCUGUCAAACCGUGGCAGGCCUCCCCACACCUCCGUGGACGCCCAGCCUAGACGAUGUCCAAGCACCCAAACCAGUUUUGAUGGUUUCGUCUUCCAUGCAAACAAUUGAACAACCAGUUGGGGAACCUGAUGAGCAGCGAAUCAGUGUGUCUCUUGGCGACAUGGGCGCGUCGGGUCUCGAGAUACCAAUGAUCGCCAUACACCCCCCUUGCUCUGAACCACCUUCUCCUCGAGGUAGCGUAGUUCUCCCACCACAAACCAGGAGCGUUUCUUGUCAAGCCAGUCUUAGCUCGAAUUCCGACUGCCGGGCGAUUGGGAUUCAAACAGAAGAGAUAAAGAUAAGCCAACAGGCAGUCAAAUUACCGGCUAGCUUGCUCCCAUCAGCUAUACCAGACCUGCCAUUCUACAAUGUUACCGAGGACCUUCCUGUUCAGCCAUACUGCCCACCGCCUCCCCGGUCUAAGAAGAGAGAAAUCAAGGCUAAUCAGGAAACCGGGCCGCUUGAGACGGUACAAGCUUAUCCAGGCAACAAUGACAAUGGUCCUUUGGCUGAGGGAUCAGAAAGCAAGCUCAGACGACCACUUCGCUCGAGUAGUCUCUUUGCUGGCUUUGAGCAGGGAAGUGAUGAUGAGUUACCGAAUAAAGUCAACGAAGUCCUCACCGAUGACGAUCUCCUAAAUCGACCAUUCGCUUCUUAUACGCUGAAAAGAGGCAAGCUGGUCUCAACUCAAGGCGGCUCAAGCUUGGACGGAGGUGUGUUGACCGAAAUUGAUAAGCAUAUAUCAAAGUCAGAGGCUUGUGAUCCAGAAGUGUCCCUAGACUACGAAUCUAAAGACAGGCCCGGGUCUUCUUGGAGUCAGCGAAUGGGACAAGGUCACCGGCGACAGAACUUUCGCAAAGCAACCAUGGUACCCAAUGGAACCGCGGCUCGUCAAACUUCACGCGCUCGAAGCCCCAGUGAUCCUAGUAUUGAUGAUGGCCGUGCAAGCAGUGCCUCCCACAUUGCCCCUCCUAUUCCUGUUCCAAUCCGGCUCAGUUCGAGAAAGUUCCCCGCCCGUCGAGGUGAUGGUCAACAAAGUCCAACACCAUCGAAUCCUGGAACUUUUUCCGAUCGUGGACGUGCGCAGGUGAUGCGGCGUCCAACCCUCCGGCGUGUGCGUUCUGCGAAUGCUAUGGCGCAGACAGAACGGCCUGCAAGCCGGUCGUCGCCGACGUCUACUUCGUCGUGCAGUCCUGUCAGUCCGGCGCACCCUUUACAUCCAUAUGAGGACUUUACUACCCCAUCCGAAAGCCAAGCCGUCCAACGGCGCUCAGCUUUUGCUCCAACAGCGUCUCGUACCUUUUCUCAUGGACGGCAAGAUUCUACAGCAACAUCCGUCCAGCCCACCAGUGUUGUUGAUGCUAUCGCACAGACCAUGGUUGGGGAAUGGAUGUACAAAUACAUUAGGAGGAGAAGAUCAUUCGGUGGUGUUGGAGAGCACAAAGAGAGUUGGGAAGGGCGCAGUGCCGAUGAGGUAUCGGCGAAUAUCACCAACAGUGGUGCAAGGCACAAGCGCUGGGUCUGGCUGGCACCCUAUGAGCGUGCCGUCAUGUGGAGCAGCAAGCAGCCUACGAGUGGGCCUGCGCUGCUAGGCAAGAGUGGCCGAAAGUUGAUGAUCCAGUCCGUUCUUGACGUCAAGGACGAAAACCCGCUGCCGAAGGGAUUUAAUACACAGAGUCACUUCAAUCGAUCAAUUCUCAUUUUGACGCCACAACGUGCUCUCAAGUUCACGGCCACGAGCGUAGAACGACAUUAUGUCUGGCUGACGGCAUUGUCUUUUCUAAGUCACAGUCCUAGUGGUAUUCAUGAUCUGGCUGCCCUGCCCCCCGUGCCACAGGAUGAAGGCACUGCAACCGCCCCAUCGCCCUCUCUCCGCCGCAAUCCAAUCCGUGACUCAAUCCGGAUAGCCAAGGGUCGGCCCCGGCCCCGGCCCAAGGGGAAACGAUCUUUCCUAGGUCAAGUCGAACCCGUCCCUGAGCUUCCUACUGGCUUUGAGUCUAGUCCAUCUAUGGAUGCUGCUGACCCUCCGACGGUGCCACGGUUCUCAAACCAUUCGCGGAAACGAAGCAAUACCACGCCACGGAUGCCAAUGAUGCGGAGCUUCUCCAGUCAAGGCUCAAUACCGUCGGUUGAGUCCACGCGAGGCUCCUCUGACACGUAUGUUGCUCAAUCUCACGGGCCUGGAACUCACAGCAUACCCAACAGCGUCAGUCGACGUACCUCUGAGACAGGCGCGAGGACGGGGAACUUCUUCGAUGCAAUCGGAACUGUUCGCAUGGAGGCCUUCAUCGAUCAAACGAGCAAAACCCGGGGGCCUCAGUCUGGACGACACAGCCGGAAGGCAUCUAGCACAUGGAGCGCGGCUUAUAAUUCUACUUCUCCGCAUCGAAUUGGUGGUGAGCCUAUUCGCCGUGUUGACCCCUUUGCAGAGUUCUGA